Messenger RNA from Aedes albopictus (Asian tiger mosquito), 1511 nucleotides. Its product is annotated as leucine-rich repeat-containing protein 15. Gene Ontology annotation, cellular component: extracellular matrix. The record is from RefSeq and is a predicted model, not a curated record. Lineage: Eukaryota; Metazoa; Arthropoda; Insecta; Diptera; Culicidae. The transcript is spliced from 2 exons. Gene Ontology annotation, molecular function: protein binding. The coding region runs from base 165 to 1133 and encodes 322 amino acids.
AAAGUUUAUCGAAGUCCGGUAUAGAACGUACACUGCUGAUAAGAACCAGACGAGACUGGAUUCUAUGCGUCUGGCGUAGAAAAUUCCAUUCUUUCAGUCAUUCUUAAGUUAUCGGUUGGAACGGUUCGUUCGAUUUCGGUGUGCUGUCGGUCACGCGGUCAAACAUGAAUAUUUGGUGGUCAUCGAUCUUCCUCGUUGCGUACCUCUCGCAUGCGCUCUCCAAAAGCUUCAAAUGUUCCGUGAUCAACGAAGCUGGCUUCUGCUUUCUGGAGAAUGUCGUCAUCAACGAUCCUGCCAGUAGCAAAACCCUUGAUUUCCCGAAGCAGCAGAUCCUGCUCAUCAAGUCCGGUUCCAUCCCGAACUUCUCAAAAGAAAUCUACGCUCAACUACCCGGAGUUCGACUGCUCCACAUGUACAACAAUACUGCCAUCCGGAAGUUCCUGAUCGCCGUUAGUAACCUAACCGAAAUCAAUCUCCAGCGGAACGGCCUCAUCGAGUUUGACGUUGAAACCACCGAAAAUCGGAACCUGAAAACCUUGACCAUCGUACACAACGCCAUCAACGCCAUCCCGAAGAACAUCCGCUACCUGGAAGGUCUCGAGAAGCUCUUCCUCUACAACAAUUCGCUCGAUUACGUCGACCUGGAGCUGUUCACCAACGCCACCUCCCUUAAGGUGCUCUCCCUGUACGACAACUUCAUCAAAACCCUUGAUUCCAAACUCGGCCUGCGCUUCUCCAACCUCCAAACCCUGUCCCUGAGCAAGAACAAGCUGUCCUUCAUUCCGUACUUUGUCGAAGCGUUCCCAGCACUGAACGCCAUAUCCUUGCGCAAGAACCCCUGGAACUGCCGCUGGUUGGAGUUCGCCAUGGGUCACAUCGAGGCCCGGAGUAUCCAGAUCGCCCGAAAGGACGCCGUCUGUCGGCACCGCUGGGUUGGGGACGUCUGUUGCUACCGGACGGUGGUGGAUUUUCUGUUCCAGGCGCAGGGCGAGGAGCUGCGGAACGAUCGCGAACAGCUGCUAAAACUGGCGCAGGAGAACCGGGACCUGAAAGAUGUGGUGGGCCGGUUGAACGAGAGCGUGCGUAAGCUGGAGGAACGACUGGUGGACAAUAAAGCUGACGGAGAGGUGUGAUGUUGAGGACGGUGUUUUCUGGUGUUCCAAAUGAUCAUGAAAAGUGACGGAUGGUAUGUGGCAUAACCUGUUUCGGGAUCUUCGUGACUAGAAAGGCAGAUUAUAAGAUGCUCGAUAUGCCAUAGUCUUAUCAAUGGAACACAUGAACACAUAGUGGAAGAUCUUAAGAGUGAAAUUCGAAUAAAUAGUGAACGUUCAACCACGAUUCAACAAGUGUUAAUGUGAAGUUGGCAGUUCCAGUGACUGCGAUGUAUACUAAGUUUAUAAUUAAUAUUGGCUUGUAUUGCAUAUUUAAAAAAAAUCUUUGGUCCUGAAUAAAAAAUCCAUAAAUCGGAUUCUAACACUACUCAUCAAUCAUCUAUGUUUGAAGAUUUUUAA